Rotaria sp. Silwood2 is the source of this 468-nucleotide messenger RNA. Lineage: Eukaryota; Metazoa; Rotifera; Eurotatoria; Philodinida; Philodinidae. The record is from the annotation of a GenBank genome assembly.
AUGUCUGAAACUUAUUUGCUUCAAGAUGAAAUUCAUCCAGCAUCAUUAUUGGAUCCAGAUAAUCGGGAUCCAAUGCGAAUUAAUAAACAUCUUCAGCUUGAUUUUUUUAAUGUCAUUGCUGAACCUGAUGCAAGUGCUUAUAAUUUUGAAGUACUUCAUAAACUUUUACAACAAGUUUAUCAUUACAGUAAAAUUUUUAUUUAUCGUUUUCUAACGAUUCUUGUUGGUUUACCAUUAAUGUUUUUUUGGGGUCUUCUAUUUGGUAUUUAUACAUUCAUAAUGAUAUGGCUUGCUGUACCUAUUCGUCGAUUAUGUCAAUCAUUUAUUGCUGAAUCUGGACUUUAUAUUCAAACAAUUAGUGAUGCUCUUAUUGCACCAUUACAUCGUUCAAUGGGACAGAUAUUUUCUGGUAUUCGUGUAUCUCUUUCUAAACUAGAUAUUAAUUCAACAAAACAAAUUCAAGUGUAA